Messenger RNA from Siniperca chuatsi (mandarin fish), 6204 nucleotides. RefSeq names its product interleukin 1 receptor accessory protein-like 2 (gene il1rapl2). NCBI's taxonomy places the organism in Eukaryota, Metazoa, Chordata, Actinopteri, Centrarchiformes, Sinipercidae. The transcript is spliced from 18 exons. The coding region runs from base 2021 to 4198 and encodes 725 amino acids. Gene Ontology annotation, biological process: signal transduction. The record is from RefSeq and is a predicted model, not a curated record.
AUUUCUAUUGGUGUCUUAUCUCCAACAACAUAGUCAUUUCUUCUUUAUCUAGGACAGGGAACUGGAAUCUGGCAUCUGGAAAUACGUGCCUGUCUGAAUAUCAACAAGCACGGAGGAAGGACAUUUCUUUAAUUUUAUUUAUCUUUUGUCCACAGCCCCCUCCCCCCCUCUCUCUCUCUCUCUCUCUCUCUCUCUCUCUCUGGCUGCUCUGCGCUCUCUUGUGGACUCUCUUAAGGCACUUUGGAUAAAAGCCUCCACAGAAAUGGCAGAUUGUGUGUCUCUUAUCUAUCCUUCCCUGGGCAGGUGGUGAAGUAUUUGAGGGAAACGAGCAAGUAUUUUAUUUCUGGAAGGGGGGAAAAAAGGCGCAACUGAUCUUUUCGCCCCUUCUCUCCAGUUAUUUCGGCCGCCGAGCCAAAAGUGUGGUUUCUCUUUUCUGGUUUAAUCACAGGAGCGGACUCUUUACUCCACGUAUCUUCUUCUUCUUCUCUCUCCAUCGUUCUUUCUAUUCUGUAGCUGAAAGCAAGGAUAUCCAGCUACUCACUCCUCCUCCUCGUCCACUCCUCUUGGAGGAGAACCCAAAAGAAGCAGCUUUGGGCUUCGCGCUUUACCUUCUCCCGCCGCUCCGGCGCUGCAAAAAGGAUUUCCAAAAGUCAUUUCAAGUGGACCUUUUUGUGAUUUUGGCAGAGAAGUGCAGCUCGGGAUCACAUUCAGGGGAAGAGAAGGAGGGUAAAGCACUCUGACCUGUAAGGGAUCAGAGGGAGAGCAGAGUAAAGACGGACAGAGAACAGAGGAGGAAAAGGAGGCGAGAAAUGGAGAACACGCGUGGUCUCUUAUUUCCAAAAAUGUAUUUUCGGAUGGAUUAGGACAAAAAGAGCAGAAAAGAGGAGAGACCUUGAUCUGAAACCUUACAUUUUCUAUUAUCAACUUCUGUCUGGAUAUGGACUGCUUGCUUUUAUGGAUCAGCUGCUUAUGUGACUGACUGUCGGGCGUUAUCACCCGGCAAACUUGGACUUGUGGGGGAUUUAAGACGUGAAAAGUGAACCCUGCACUGCAGCUGCUCUCUUUUGGCAUGACAUGAUGCUUCUGCAACAGCACCUCUGGAUUGAUUAAUUGAUUGAUAAAUAUACCUGCAAAGUGGGACUCUAUUGAUUGAUUAUCUCAUUAAAAUAAUUUUCUGCCCAUUUCCCCAGUUUAACGUUUAAAACAAAGACGUAUCCUGAAGUAAACCUUACAAUAAAUCAUAUAUAUGUACUAGCAACUAUUUCAGUCCCUUUAGGAAUAUUACAUGAGCGUUAAAUAUAUCAUAAAAGUCAAAAUAUGAGUACUGCCGCUACAUUAAAGCCCCUCUAGGAAUUUUACAGGGUGCCACAAGGGCAGAAAGCACCAUAAAGUACUAUAAUAAUGACCAUAAACUCAUAAUUGCCACUGUAAAAUUAUUACAAGUGCUUCGCGGGAUUCCAGUUUGGAGAUUGGAAGUUAUUUUUGGCUGCGCAAAGUAGAGCGACUCUUCCACACCACUGCCCGGACAGAGACAGAGACAGAGAGACACAGAGGUCUACCUACUUGCCUCUGUCUUACAUCCCGUCCUGAAAGAAAAGAGUGGGAUAGACAGAGGGCGGAGGGGAGAAAAGAGAGAGAGAGAGGAGAGAGAAGGAGAGGAAGCGUAACUGCGGUUAAUUGGAGCAGACUUGGCAGAGAAGAGGAAAGGGUUUUUUUAUUCUUCUUGCAGCUAGCAAGACUUUCCUGUUAAAGGCUGUAAAUCUCUCCCUCUUUUUUUGGCAGAGAGGAGGAGAAGAAACGACCUCAUCUAUCCUUUCAUUUAGGCUAUCUAUCUUUUCGUCCUGUCAGUUUGGAGAGCUGAGAAAUUGGCAGCGCCGAACGGAGAAGACAAACCUAGGAGAGAGGUGGGAUUAUUUCAGCAAAAUUUGACAUUUUCUUCUGGUCGAGAUUCUGUCACCAGCGUCGCUUGGAUUCAGGAUUAGUUACUCCAAAACACCAGGUGCCAGUGGAGAAUAGAGAGAUGAAGACUUUAUCCCUCCUCUUCCUCCUCCUCCUCCUCCUCGCCUCAGGAGCCUGUGACGGCGUCAAGUACAUCUCCAAGAGGAACUCAGUGGAUGGAUGCAUCGACUGGUCGGUGGAUCUGAAGGAGUACCAUGUUCUGGCCGGUGAACCUGUCCGGGUGAAAUGUGCCUUGUUCUACAGCUACAUUCGAACCAACUACACCAUGGCCACCAACGCCAAGCUGCGCCUCAUCUGGUACAAGAACAAAGGAGAUGCAGAGGAGCCUAUCAUCUUCUCAGGUCACAGGCUGAGUAAAGAAGAUGACUCCAUCUGGUUCAGAUCUGCUGAAAUGGAAGACAAUGGAUUCUACACCUGUGUACUAAGGAACUCGACAUACUGCAUGAAAGUGUCCAUGUCAAUGACUGUGGAGGAGAGUGAUGAGGGAAAAUGCUUCAGCAGCAAAAUCCGCCAUCUGGAGAAAGCUGAGAUAACCCAACGCAAAAUGAUCACCUGUCCCGAUAUAGAAGACUAUUUGGCUCCAUACAAGCAACCACAGAUGACCUGGUAUAAGGAGUGUGAGCGGGUUGAAUGGAGAAGCUCCAUCACAGUUAACACUACACACGUCUGGAUUCCUGAGGUGGAGGAGGGCGACGGGGGAAAUUACACCUGUGAGUUACAAUAUGGAUCCAGACUGGUGCGGCGGACCACACAACUUAAAGUGACAGCUCUCCAGACCACUCAGCCUCCCAAGGUCCUUUUUCCCUCAGAGAGACAAGACACAGUGAUAGAGAUCACACCUGGUAUGCCUCUCAGUCUAGACUGCAAGGCAUUUUUUGGCUACAGUGGAGAAAACAGAAGGCCCAUUAUCUACUGGAUGAAAGGAGAAAAAUUUGUCGAAGAACUAGCGGGACACAUUAAAGAGAGUGAAGUCAGGAUUUUGAGGGAGCAUUUAGGGGAGAAGGAGGUUCAGCUAUCCUUAACGUUUGAUGCUGUGGAGGAGGCAGACCUGGCCAACUACACCUGUUAUGUGGAGAACCACAUAGGGAAGCGCAGCGGGAGUGCUAUACUGCAGAAGAAAGAUAUGUAUCGUCUGGAGUUGGCUGGUGGUCUGGGGGUCAUAUUGCUGCUGCUGGGAGUCCUGACAGCACUUUAUAAGUGUUACAACCUGGAGAUCAUGCUCUGCUACAGGAGACACUUUGGGAGUGAUGAAACUGAAGAUGAUAAUAAGGAGUAUGAUGCCUAUCUGUCCUAUACUAAAGUGGACCUAGACUCUUUGGGCAGCAGGACGAGCAGCGAUGAGGAAACAUUUGCUUUGGAGAUCCUGCCGGACGUUUUAGAGAAACAUUAUGGAUACAAGCUGUUUAUACCAGACAGAGAUCUAAUACCCAGCAGUACCUACAUUGAGGACUUGGCUCGUAGCGUGGAACAGAGCAGACGCUUGAUCAUCGUUUUGACUCCAGAGUUUGUCGCCAAAAGAGGGUGGAGCAUCUUCCAGAUAGAGACACGCCUCCACUCCAUGCUGGUUACUGGGGAGAUCAAGGUGAUCAUGAUAGAAUGUGCAGACCUGAAGAAUGUCAUCAACUACCAAGAGGUGGAAGCACUUAAGCAUACAAUCAAGGUCUUAUCCAUCAUCAAGUGGAGGGGUCCUAAGAGCAAUGAGCUGUCAUCUAAGUUUUGGAAACAGGUGGUCUACGAGAUGCCUGCUAAACGCAGAGAGAUGCUGUCCAGGCGCCAGGUGAUGGACUCCGGUGAACAGGGCCUCUUUGGUGACCUACAGACCACUGUCUCCACCAUUGCCAUGACAACAACCUCCGCCUCCUUGGGGCCCCCGAAUGAGAGUCGACAUGGACAUCAUCAGGUUGCCUUGGCGACAGAGAUCCCCGACUACAACCAGAUGACCUUGCCGCUGGGAGGCAGUCACACUGCUACAGCAGCCCAAAUGAGGCAUUUCUGUCGCAGCUACGAGUUCCAGCUUCCCCCACAGCCUUCCUCCCUGUCGCCUCCGCUCCCACCUCCCUCCACCGUGCAGUUUUCCACUCUGGGUCCUGGGGGGCGCCACGUCUAUUGCAAUAUCCCUAUGACACUGCUGAAUGGACAGGUGCCUCAGAGCAGUACGCUUGGGAAGAAGCCAGAACUCCACCUGAACAGCACCUUCGUACCGCUCACCAGCAGAGAACUAAGCUCUGACAUCUGGUAGACGGACUGCUCAACUGGUACUGGAUUACAGACCGGUUUACAGACUGCUUUUACACUGGCUUUGGACAUGGGGUAGAAUGGUUGGUCGACUGAUUCUGAUUGGGUUUUUGGACUGUGUACAGCCUUGGUUUUCAUGAGGGACUGCUGACGGACUUCUUGCAGACUAGUUUUGGGCCACGUCACCCCAUGCUGUGAACAAAGGACUGCUUAAAGACUGUAUAAGCCUUGGAUUCACAGUGGUUAGGUAUACUGGUCGCAGACUGCUUACAGACGUAUUGAUUCACAUUAUAAAACUGAUUGUACGCUGGUUUUGGACCCACUAACUGGUUACAGACUGAUACAGACUGAUAUGUAAGCUGACCAUUGGAAAGGAGCACUAUUAUACAUCAUGACUGGUCAUACGCAUUUGACUGGUGCAGAGAGUUUGUAGACAGGUAUGGACAUGUGGAUGUAAUGAACUGGAAAAGUCAAUGAAAAGCUCCAGGAUACUUAGACAAUGAGUAGGUAUCCACAGACAGGAGUACUCCAUUUGUCGAACAACCUACCAAGUUGGACCUCAGAGCACAAAAAAAAGCCAGUAUCUUGUAAUCGCAGUCUGCGUGCACACCAGCUGUGUACCCGGAAAACCAGUUGAUUUGUCAGCUGCUUAACUACUCGGAAAUUUCAGUCGACUGAAAAACAAAAGUAGCGUAAUCUUGGAUAGUCAGUCGAUCUUCUACCUAGCUGAGUUCUCAGCAUAUCGAUCUACCUGUUGACUAGGUGGCUUGUCAGUAAACAAGGCAGACUUCAAGCAAUGAUUUUGGAAUACCAGUCCACCUUAAAACAACAAGUCAACCUCUUGAAAUACAAUUCCUGGUUUGGUUCUCAGAAGCUAAAAUGGUUGACUUAAAAGAAAUGGAUUCCAGCAAGAACAUCAAGAUAUGAAGUGAUGCGCAAAGCAAUUACUGAGAAAGCACAGUUAGCUGAUGUAUAUGGAAACAUAGCUUGUUGUUAAAACUAGCUGACUAAAAGGCUAGUAACUUCCUGAGCUAGGAGGAUGCUAAAAGGCACCAUGAGACUGCAAACCAGCCAGCUCAUCACCUUGUGACCCAGUAAUCAGCAACUAGUCAACUCAUCAAGAGGUGAACUGGCCAAGAGGUCACAACCAACUUUUACCACCAAGCUAAAAGCAUAAAGGACUUGGCUUUUUCUAUUUGCAUGACCACCCAUUUAGUUAAAAAAGAAUAAUCAAAUAAACAUAGAUAAAAGAGUAAAUGACACAAUCAUUUCUCGCAGUCUCUUUUAAUAUGGAGGAGAAUAAACGUCUUAUGUUGAUACAGUAUAUUUGUUUUCUGUCCGGCCAUGAAGUAAUGAUAAAAACUGACAAAGGGAAAAAAGGAGGUGUCCCUCCAAAAACAUUUUUAUUAUUUAUUUAUUUUCUUCUGCUUUAUUUAAGAGAUUUAUCCUUCUAGAAGGUUGGUGAGAGUUUUUUGCCAGGUUUUGUUUUUAAUGUUUGUUUGUGACAAUAAUCUCUGUACAGCUUUCAUAACUUAUGAAUAGGCCUAUACAUGACAGUGAUUUCUUCCCUACAAUUUCUGUUAACACCCACAUUAAGUGUGUGAGAUCGAGAGCCCUCUUUUCAUCAGUGGAUGGAUGGAUGGAGGGAUGGAUGCUCAUGGCAGUACAACCCUGUAACGGACUGAUGUUUUGAACCUGUUACUCUGGAAAAGAGACCACUACCAGUCAGCCAAAGGGGGCUUCACUGCAUACAAAGCUAGACUCCAAGCUGAACCAGACACUCUUCUUUGUGAGCUUUAAGAAACCAAGAUUAUUACCAUAAUAUUUAAGCAAAGUGAAUAAUGUUUUGAAUUUACACAUUAUUUGAGUUGUUAUAUUCGAUGGCAAUAUGCAGUAUAGUGGUUGUCUUUUGAUUUCUGCUCAUUUCAUUUGACUAUUCUUUGGAUAUAUUGGUUGAAAUAAUUUAACUGAGCAAAUAAAAAUGAUAUGAGUUGUUUUAUACAUUUUGGA